GGUAACCCUACGCGGUGUUACGGCGAUGUCAUCUGCUCUGUUUCCGGUAAUGGAUGUUUCUCGUGUUGUUCGUUCAACGUUCUAGAAAGAUAAAUGGCUGAAGCGUUUUCCUUCGAUCCAGAAAAAAACUAUGAUGAAGCUACCCUGGCACAGCAAAGAAAAAUUGAAAAAGAGAUUGCUGAGAACCAAGCUCUUGUGAGUUUGGUGGUUGAUUUUGACACCAUCAGUGCUGAUUAUUCAAAAGAGGAUGAGACAUACUUAGGGAAAAUCCAGGAUUUAAAAAGCAAGUACAAAUGUGUAAGAAAAACAAGAGGUGAUGGCAACUGUUUCUACCGUGCAUUUGGGUUUGCUUACCUAGAACAAUUACUGUCUUCUCCAGAGGAUUUUGCUAGGUUUAAGGAGGUGGCUUCCAAGAGUAAGGAUGAACUAGUCAGUCUGGGGUUUCCACAGUUUACUAUCGAGGACUUCUAUGAUACUUUCAUGGAGGUUGUGGAGAAGGUUGGUGUUCCAUGUACAAAUGAAGAACUACAUGAAACAUUCAUUGACCAGGGAACUUCUGAUUACCUUGUGGUAUAUCUCAGAUUACUAGUGUCUGGGUAUCUUCAGAAAGAGGCAGAUUUUUUCCAAAAUUUCAUCGAAGGAGGAAGAACUGUCAAAGAAUUUUGUAAUCAGGAAGUUGAACCUAUGGGAAAAGAGAGCGACCAUCUUCAGGUAAUGGCCUUAACCUCUGCAUUAGGUGUGGCAGUACGAGUUGUAUAUAUGGAUCGAGGAGACAGUGGCCAUUGUAAUCACCAUGACUUUCCAGAGGAAUCAAAACCUUCUGUGUACCUCUUAUAUCGACCUGGACACUAUGAUAUUCUGUAUUCCUGACAGCAAAACUACUAUCGUUUCUCAUCAAUGAACUUUUUUCCUCUUGUCACGUUGGAUUUCAUUUAUACUGGUCUCAUGACUUAUACCAGGCAUUGAUAUCAUCAAAUUCAUACCUCUUUUUUAUGGCUGUGUAUCGUUUCAGUCUACUGUGAGAGUUGAUAUUUCCGAAAUGUGAUUCUAGUUCAUCUGGAAGAUUAAAUCAGCUGUUGGUCACCUCAUCUGAUCAUUUUCAAAAAAUCUAGAUUAAUCUUAUUUAAUUAAAAGUGCUGAAACUAUGCAAACAUAUGAAUA
Molecule: messenger RNA, 1161 nt
Organism: Pecten maximus
Lineage: Eukaryota; Metazoa; Mollusca; Bivalvia; Pectinida; Pectinidae
Product: ubiquitin thioesterase OTUB1-like
Exons: 8
Coding region: 94-870 (258 amino acids)
Biological process (GO): protein K48-linked deubiquitination
Cellular component (GO): nucleus
Molecular function (GO): ubiquitin binding; cysteine-type deubiquitinase activity
Source: RefSeq, a predicted model, not a curated record